AUGACAUGCUUUCCAGUAAUGCUUGAGAUGCCCGAGGAACAGAUGAAACGCGCAGCAAGAACAGCCCUUUAUUCCAUAUGGACGAGUGGUGGUCCCACUGUGUACAGUACAUUAGAACAGAUGCCGAUGCUGGAAGACAUGCUGCUUGUACUGGAAAGGGAAGAGGAAUUAAUAUUGGCCUACUGUGUUGAGGCAUUUGGGGGAGAAGAUGAGCUGGAUAUCGAAGACUCACGCUUCAUCCGCUCUGAUACAUUACGCAUCACCUGGAAGGAAUACAAGCUGGGAGAACUCGGCCAGAAUUAUGCAACCACAAUUUUUGGGGCACCUUAUCCCGUUCCUUAUUUCAAUAUCAAGGCACAUCUUUCUGGAUAUUCCGCCAAUCCUGCAGGCGCUAUUACAUCUAUACUACAGAGUAUAACCCCUGAUGAAGUUUUUAAAUAUAAUAUACCUGCUCCCUCUAUCAGUCAGUCAAAAGAUAUUAUUACUAUUAAUAGAGAACCCAGCUUAAUUAGAGCUUCUCUACUAGGAGAAAACCAGGAAGAAUUAGUUAUCCCCAGUAGAGAGGUCUUUACUGGUGAAAAACCUUCCAACAGUAGCAAGCGUGUACUAGAGAAAAAGACAGGUCUAAGGGAUGGGUUAAGAUUGAUUAAUUUUAACAAGUAUAAGGGGAUAGAGAAUAAUCAAUCCUGGUACCAGCCCAACUAUAGGGUAGAACUUAAUGUUAGAGGGAGCGAGAUCCCGCUGAGUGAUAGGGACCAGAAUUUUGAGUGGAUUCGGGAUGAGAAGGAGCUUGAAGGUUUUCCAGGACAAGGCAAGCUUAAAUUAGCUCCAGAAUGGCGUGAGACAGCCCAAAAGGGCUUGCAAUUGUACAAGGAAACAUGCUACUCAGGUUUUAAGCAGACAAGUCAAUAG
Molecule: messenger RNA, 912 nt
Organism: Aspergillus versicolor CBS 583.65
Lineage: Eukaryota; Fungi; Ascomycota; Eurotiomycetes; Eurotiales; Aspergillaceae
Exons: 4
Coding region: 1-912 (303 amino acids)
Source: RefSeq, a predicted model, not a curated record